Messenger RNA from Etheostoma spectabile (orangethroat darter), 2632 nucleotides. RefSeq names its product notochord granular surface (gene ngs). Gene Ontology annotation, cellular component: intermediate filament; cytoplasm. Gene Ontology annotation, molecular function: structural constituent of cytoskeleton. The record is from RefSeq and is a predicted model, not a curated record. Bases 260 to 1810 code for a protein of 516 amino acids. The transcript is spliced from 11 exons. Gene Ontology annotation, biological process: intermediate filament organization. Lineage: Eukaryota; Metazoa; Chordata; Actinopteri; Perciformes; Percidae.
UAAUGUGUGCACAGACAUUCCCAACAGAUGUAUGUCAUCAUUUUAAAAUUAAUAUAUUUAACCGCACAUAGGCUAAGUUAAUUGACGUAACCUUGAUAGAUGUUUGUCGGAACAUUCACCCUUGUGUUGGGAAGGUUCAACAUUCCUCUGAGUGUUUGGGGAAGGGUUGGUGGUAUAUAGACCCUGCCACAGACUUAAAGGUGUGAGUGGCCAGUUUCCAGUCCACCGUUGAAGUUGCAGAAGUUACAGGAGUGUCAAUAUGAGCCGCAGUCCAGAGAGGAUGUCUUCAUACCGCCGGCAUUUCGAGGGCGAGUUGGCUGCCCCUCCUGCUCACCAGCUCCGGGUGUCCAGUCCCUCUCCCAGCCGCAGGGACACCCGCCACCGGUCGGCCAGCUUCACCCGGAGUGGUGGGGCGACAGGGCGCAGGGCCAUCUCCAAUAAGGCUCGCAUCACCAGCAGUGUGAGUAUGGGAACACUGUGCUUUGGAAUGUCCAUGGAGCUCGGGCCAAAACUGGAUUUGGAUGCUGCUUCAGCAGAGAACCAAGACUUUAUGACGACUCGCACCACUGAAAGGCAGGAGAUGGUGGCCCUCAACGACCGCCUGGCAGCGUAUAUUGAAAAGGUGCGAACCCUGGAGUCAAAAAACAAGCAUCUGGAGGCUGAGGUUGAGGCCCUGAAGAGCCGCCAUCUCAGACCGGGCCUUAGGCAGCUGUACGAGUCUCAGCUGAAGGAGCUCAACAGGGACGCUGAGAAAAUGAAAGUCCAGAGGGAUACGUCUUUGGCAGCCAAGGAGGCGAUGUUGGGUCAGUUGGACAAGCUGAAGGCCAAAUACACCGAGGCUGUGGAUGCCCGGAAAAAGACAGAGCAAGACAUUGAGAAUCUCCGUCCCGAUGUGGAUAAAGCAACGUCAUCACGGAUUGCCCUGGAAACCCAGCUGGAAAACCUGGAGGUUAAGCUUGGCUUCCUGCAGAGAGUUCACAAGGAGGAAAUUGAGGAGUUGAUGCAACAGAUCUAUUCAGCAACCAGCAAGGUGGACCUGGUAUUUGGCCUGCCGGACCUCUCCUCUGCUCUCAGACAGAUUCAGUCUCAAUAUGACUGCAUUGCCGCCAAAAACCUACAGGAAAUGGACACUUGGUACAAGUCAAAGUUUCAGGACCUGAACAGCGCCUCCACCAAACACCUUCAAAGCGCUCGAAAUCUGAGAGAGGAAAUCACAGGCUAUAAGAAGGAUCUUCUCAACAAGGAACGUGAAUUGGAAGCAGUGAAGACGAGGAACGAGUCUUUGGAGGCUCGGAUUUGUGAUGCAGCAAAAAAAUACAAGAAGGAGGAGGAGGACUUGGAGGAGCGUAUCAAAGCGAUUAAGAUGGAACUAAAAGUAACCAAGGAAAAGAUUGCCCUGCUGCUACGGGAAUACCAGGACCUGCUAAAUGUGAAGAUGGCUCUGGAGCUUGAGAUCACCACUUACAGGAAGCUGAUCGAGGGGGAAGACAGCCGUCUGAGCACCAUGGUCCAAAACCUGUCUCUGACUGGAGGCCUGCGUCUCACCUCAGCCCCUGCAGCUACUCCAAAGCUAAAUGAAGCCCCCGGUGACAGUUGCAGGGCGGAGAAAGUUGCAGGGGCUGCGCAAGUGGAGGUGGCCUCAUCAGACACCCAGCCAGAUGGUAACGUAAAGGAGCAGGCCACUGAGAUGACUGAGAGGAAGACUGUCCUCAUCAGAACAGUUAAGACAGAUGAGGACACUUAUGAGAGCGACACACAGGAGCGCACCUUCAUCAUUUCUGGAGCAGCAGAUGACACAAAUGAAGAAUAGACCGUUUAUCAACCCCAAAUCUCACGGAGUGACCUUUGCUAACGGUGUACUAUGCACCAACGUUGCACCUCAUGUUUUUCUCAUUUUUCCAGUGCUUCAAAAAUCCUAGAAUUUAAUAUUGAAUUGAAAAGAAAACUCAAGCAACAUGUGCAAAUUUCAAGUAUUGUGUUCAUCCUCCAAGGCGACUUUACACUACGAAAGCUACACACUGUGUGCAGUCACUUUGCUCUGCCUGCUCCUGACACCCUGUCAGCCUCACGCUGCCUUUCUGCUCUUUUAAUCCUCCUGUGUGUGGAAAACACGCCUUUCAAAGUAACAAAAUAAAAAGCAAGCAACCAUAAUUGCGGUUUUCAUUUCAAUCUAAAGAGAGACACAAUAUUUUCCAUAAUUUAUUAAAACCAAAGCAGCAAAGGCUUUCCAACAGACAUUCAAAGGAAGAAAGCUUGAUACAACUCCCCUCAUGUAAACUUGUAACCAGUGAAAAAUAUUCCAUUUAGUAGGAAGUUAUAAGAUAACUGAAAGUUAAUUUAAGCCAUUAAACCUUCUUAAUUUGUGUAGGAAUACAAUGUUUACAAGUUUUAAUUAUGGCAUAUACACAGUUUAUGUAUCAAGUUUAUAUUACACAGAAACCCAUCAUUUACUGGCAGCCUGAUGGAGAUAUAAUAACUGGCCAGCAUUACUUAAAGUACAAUAAAGUCAAUUCAUUGCCCCCCACCCCCCAGUGCAUCCCAUAUAUUUACAAUCAAAUACAAAGAAAUAGAGAACUAGAGUGCAAUUAACAGUACAAAAUAAUUUGGCACCUCACUGAAAUGAAGCAAUUUU